AGUGACAUUCAGAGUUUGCUGAGAAGAGAAAAGAAACCUCAGCAAAGCGCGCGGAACAGAUACUGAGCAGGGAACGCGGACACAGUGCUCUCUCCUGUGCCCUGCCUUCUGUCAUCUGGCUGGGAUUUCUCAGCGCCUAAUACGAUUGACACGGAAAAAGAAAGACGCUGGGCAACACUCUCCAGGGAAUGGCAAUGGAAACACGGCAAAAACAAGGCCAGGCGGCAGAAUGGCAAGUGCUCUCCUUUCCCUUCUUGCUGGCUCUGCUCUGCGGGGCGGUCUCGGCGCAGAUUCGCUAUUCGGUCCCCGAGGAAAUGCCCAAAGGGUCCCUCGUGGGCAAUCUCGCCAAGGAUCUGGGGCUGACUGUGCGAGAACUGGCUGAUCGCAGGCUCCGGGUUGUCUCUGCAGCCAGAAGACAAUACUUCACGGUGAAGGGCGAAAACGGGAACCUGUACGUGAGUGACCGGAUAGACCGGGAGUAAAUCUGCGGGAAGGCCCCGCUCUGCGCUCUCGCUUUCGAAGCCGUGGUGGAAAAUCCACUGAACGUUUUCCACAUCAACGUCGAGAUCCAGGACAUCAACGACAACGCGCCGCGCUUCAUACAAGAUAAAAAUACCCUCGAGAUCAAUGAAUUGACGCUGCCAGGAGCCCGCUUUCUCCUCGGAAAUGCAGAAGACCCGGACGUGGGCUCCAACUCCCUGCAGAGUUACCAGCUCAGCUCCAACGCCAACUUCGUGCUGGAGGUCAGGGAGAGCCAGGACGGGGAAAAGUACGCGGCGCUGGUGCUGCAGAAGCCUCUGGAUCGGGAAAGGCAGCCCGGGCUGCACUUGGUCCUCACGGCAGUGGACGGGGGGCAGCCCGCCAGAACCGGCACGGCUCGCGUCUGGGUCAACGUCACCGACGCCAACGACAACGCGCCCGUCUUCACCCGGGACGUCUACAAGGGGCGCGUGCGGGAGGGCGCCCCCGCGGGCUCCCUCGUGCUCCAGCUGAACGCCUCCGACAGCGACGAGGGCGCCAAUGCGCAUGUCUCCUACGGGUUCAGCAAAGUUCCCGGGAAGGUCCGAAAGAAAUUCAGCCUGGAGGCGGAAACGGGGAGGAUCACGCUGCUGAACUGCGAGCUUAUAGUGGGGCAUGACAUGAAGCUGUAUGGAGUGGAAGUCGAAAUCGUAGAUAUAAACGACAACGCUCCGAGCUUCCAAACAGGGGAAAUGGAAUUAAAAGUCAGUGAGACAACAGCCCCAGGAUCCCGGUUCCACUUGCGCAAUGCGCAGGAUCCAGAUUUGGGGACUAAUUCUCUCCAGAGCUACAAACUGAGAAGUAACGAACAUUUCUCCCUGCAAACUGUAUCUGGGGGUUUUAAAUACCCCGAAUUAGUGCUCGAGAAGCCCCUGGACCGGGAAGAGCAGGCUGCUCACGACCUCAUCCUCACCGCCACUGACGGCGGAGAUCCGGUCCGCUCCGGCACGGCGCGGAUCCACGUGGUGGUGCUCGAUGCCAAUGACAACGCGCCCGUGUUCAGCCAGCCGCUCUACCGCGUGAGCGUGCGGGAGAACGUGCCCGUCGGGACCACGGUGGCUACAGUGAAAGCCACGGAUCUGGACGAAGGAGUUAGCGGAGACGUGACAUACUCCUCGCAAAUCACAGACCAGGCUUCCCAAAUAUUUCAGUUGGACCCUGGGACAGGAGAUAUAACGGUGUUCAGGAACCUGGACUUCGAGGAAACCAAAUUAUAUGAAAUGCAGCUGCAAGCACACGACGGCGGAGGCCUCUUCGACAGGUCGAAGGUCGUGAUCUCCGUCAGCGACGUGAACGACAACAUCCCCGAGAUUAGGAUCACCUCCCUCCUCAGCUCUGUCCCCGAGGACUCCCCGCCAGGGACCGUGAUCGCCCUCUUGAUCGUGCAGGACCAGGACGCCGGAGAGAACGGCGCCGUCACAUGCACCAUCCCGGACCACGUCCCCUUCCGGCUGCAGAAAUCCUUGGAUAAAUAUUACACUUUAGUGACGGCCAGAGACCUGGACCGGGAGCAGGUGGCGGAUUACAACGUGACGGUCACGGCCCGGGACCGCGGGGCGCCGCCGCUGUGGUCCGCCACGACGAUCGCGGUGCAGGUGUCGGACGUGAACGACAACGCGCCGGCCUUCAGCCAGGCGGCCUACAGCGUGUGGGUGAGCGAGAACAACGCCCGCGGCGCCUCGGUGUUCUGCGCGCGGGCGGCCGACGCGGACUGGGGCGACAACGCCCGGGUGACGUACUGGCUGGCGGAGGGACCGCUGGCGGACGUGUCUCUCACGGCGGGCUCCAGGAAGAGCCAGUGGAGCUUCGGCCCGCCCAGCUCUGCCGGCACCCUGCCUCGGCCGCCGGCGGGACAGGGCAAGGAGCCUGCCCCGGUGGAUAAGGAUUCAAAGGUGUGUGAGGCGGACCAGGCUGCGCUGCAGAUUCGCUAUUCGGUCCCAGAAGAAAAGCCCAAAGGGUCCCUCGUGGGCAAUCUCGCCAAGGAUCUGGGGCUGACUGUGCAAGAGCUGCCUGGUCGCAGGCUCCGGGUUGUCUCUGCAGCCAGAAGACAAUACUUCACGGUGAAGGGCGAAAACGGGAACCUGUACGUGAGUGACCGGAUAGACCGGGAGGAAAUCUGCGGGAAGGCCCCGCUCUGCGCUCUCGCUUUCGAAGCCGUGGUGGAAAAUCCACUGAACGUUUUCCACAUCAACGUCGAGAUCCAGGACAUCAACGACAACGCGCCGCGCUUCAUACAAGAUAAAAAUACCCUCGAGAUCAAUGAAUUGACGCUGCCAGGAGCCCGCUUUCUCCUCGGAAAUGCAGAAGACCCGGACGUGGGCUCCAACUCCCUGCAGAGUUACCAGCUCAGCUCCAACGCCAACUUCGUGCUGGAGGUCAGGGAGAGCCAGGACGGGGAAAAGUACGCGGCGCUGGUGCUGCAGAAGCCUCUGGAUCGGGAAAGGCAGCCCGGGCUGCACUUGGUCCUCACGGCCGAGGCCGAGGCGGCCGGGGCCUCGGACUCGGCGGCCGCCCUGCAGUUCUACUUGGUGCUGGCGCUGGCUCUCGUGUCCUUCCUGCUCCUCCUGGCCGUCGCCCUGGCCGUCCUGGACAGACUGCGGGGGUCAAGGCCUCCCCGCCUGCUCCCGUGCUUGGGCCCGGCCCCUGCUUCCGAGCGCGGCCCCUGGUUCCCGCCGACCUACGAAGACGGCACUUUGCCCUACUCCUACCAUCUGUGUUUGUCCUCCGACGCCGGGAAGGAGGACCUCGGCCUCCUGAAGCCGCAGGUGCCGGCAGCCGGGAGCAUCCUGUGUGGCGCCAGCCCCGGGGUGUUGCCUACGGAGAAUGGCUGUAGCGCCUUCCAAGCCGAGACGGAGACUGCGCGGGAGGUGAGCGUGUGGUUUCAGACUCCUCCUUCUGUGCAGCAAUGAGAUUUAAAAAUCUGGCUCGUGAACGAAUGCAGGAGAUUCUUUUAUAAUAUAAUUUACAACUUAUUUUUCCAGCUCUUCCUUCUUUUGUGUCGCUUCCUUGCGUGUAAACUUCAUUUAGGAUUUUUAUAAUAGGCAAUGUACAGAUGUAAUGCGUCCUCUCUGUCGGAGAGGAGAUGAAGCCUGUUAGUGGAGAGGGACUUGGUGAUGGUUAGCUGAAUAUUCUGUGUGGUGAUAAUUUUGGAGUGUUGUCUACGGGCACUAUGGGUGUAGCAAUUUAAAAGCGGAGGCAGCGGCUACCAUGAAGGUUAGGGCUUUUACUUUAUUAUAAUAAUAGUUUAAUUUUGUUUUAACACUUG
Messenger RNA from Alligator sinensis (Chinese alligator), 3784 nucleotides. Its product is annotated as protocadherin gamma-A6-like. The record is from RefSeq and is a predicted model, not a curated record. Gene Ontology annotation, cellular component: plasma membrane. Gene Ontology annotation, biological process: homophilic cell-cell adhesion. NCBI's taxonomy places the organism in Eukaryota, Metazoa, Chordata, Crocodylia, Alligatoridae. The transcript has 5 exons. Gene Ontology annotation, molecular function: calcium ion binding.